Pectinophora gossypiella (pink bollworm) is the source of this 3230-nucleotide messenger RNA. Its product is annotated as membrane metallo-endopeptidase-like 1. Gene Ontology annotation, molecular function: metalloendopeptidase activity. Gene Ontology annotation, biological process: protein processing. The transcript has 16 exons. The record is from RefSeq and is a predicted model, not a curated record. Lineage: Eukaryota; Metazoa; Arthropoda; Insecta; Lepidoptera; Gelechiidae. Bases 324 to 2918 code for a protein of 864 amino acids. Gene Ontology annotation, cellular component: plasma membrane.
CCGGGCGCUCCGCUGCCGCCAUCACACUAUAUGACAUUUCUGUGGAACGUACCUGGUGGGUGGCGGCGAGUGGCGCCCCCGUCUCGGCCGCGGCCCGGCGGCGCGUGCUCGCGCAGUCCCGCCGCGCCCGCGGCGCACAGCGCACCACGCUCACACCACGGCCACACUCCACGAAUACCUCUCAAAAACUUUCAAACUAAACUUUUGUGAGACUCACACUAAAACGAAGAUGUUUUUAUUUCUUACAUUUCUAAGGCAUAAUAUUUUAGUUGACGUGAAGCUAGUGAAUGUUUUGGUGAAGCUGUGUAAGUUAGAGUAGUAGAAUGAGCGUGGUGCAGAGCGCGUGGUCAGGUGUGGGCGCGCGCGACCACGGCGACCCUGCGGCAGGCGUGGGCGCCGACGGCAUGGGCCCUUCCGUCGCACGCGCCGGCAGCGCGCGCGCAACGCCGCCGCUGAAGAACGGCCGCGAGCUGCGCGCCGCCGGGUACCUGGUGGCCGUGGGCUCGCGCACCGCCAGGUUCCGGCGCCGGCACCAGCAGCGCGCGGCGCUGAUAGCGCUGCUGGCGCUGCUGCUGCUGCUGCUCUGUCUAGUCGUCGCGCUCUCCGUGCUCUAUGCGCGUGCGCGGCGCGUGGUACCGGCUGCCGUGUGCACGAGCCACGCGUGCCUGCGGUCCGCCGCCAACCUGGCGCUCAGCAUGGACGUGGCCGCCGACCCCUGCACCGACUUCUACCAGUACGCAUGCGGCAAGUGGGCGACGGAGCACCCGCGGCCGGACGGGCUGCGCUCGUACGACUGGUUCCGCGACAAACAGACCCGCGUGUUCGUGCGCGUGCGCGACGUGCUCUCCAGCAACGACAGUGCCGAGGACCCGCGAGCGCUCACGCAGGCGCGCCGCGUCUACGCCGCCUGCAUGGACACCGAAACUUUGGACGCGCUCGGGCUGCAGCCGGUGCUGGCGGCGCUGCGGGCGCUGGGGCUGCCCGCGCGGCCGGCGGCGCUGUCCCCGGCGGCGGCGGCGCCGACGCACUUCGACUGGCUGGCUGCAGCCGUCAGCGUCAAGACGCAGCUCGCCAUGGACGUGCUCGUCGGCUUCGACAUCUUCACCGACCCGCGCAACUCCUCGCGCUACCGUCUCGUCAUGGGCUCGCCGGAGACCACCGACCCCUUCCCCAGCAUGCACAGUAAAAGGAAGCGCCACACUGGGAGAAGGAACAUUAUAACUCGACGAGAGCGAGGGGAGCGGGCGCGGCCACGACGGCGGCGGGCGGCGGGCGCGGACACGGAGCGGGCGGCGGCCGCCUACCGCCGCUACUACGCCGGGCUCAUGCGCGCCGUGCUGCACGCCGCCGCCAACACCACCGACUCCGCCGACACCACUGACCCCGCCGACGCCGCCGAUCCCGCCGAUGCCGCCGACCCCGCCGACCCCGACCAAGAUCACGACCUGCAACAAAUCAUACUUCAGGCGGCGGACACCUACUACAUCUUUAACGAACAGCUCUAUGAGCUGGAGUCCAGCAACGACACGGAGGCAGAAGACCUGUACGCGGCCGUGCCGGAGUACAGCGCGGCGGAGCUGCAGGCGCUGACCGGUGGCGAGGUCGAGGGGGGCGGGUUGUGGGCGCGGUACCUGCGCGGCGUGUUCGCCGACAGCGGGGUCGUGCUCGACUUCGACGACGACAAGGUGCUGGUCUCCGAGCCCGACCUCACCUACCUCACACUCAUGACUGCCCUGGUCGAGGGCGCGCCGCCCGCCACCGUGCAGCUCUAUGUCUGGAUGAAGGUCGUGGAGGUGAUGUCGGUGCAUACGACGCGGGAGCUGCGGCAGCUGGCGACGCGCGCGCAAGAAGAGGCGGCGGGCGAGAGCGGCGAGGGAGUCGAGGGCACCCCGCGCAGCCUGCACUGCGCCGGCGUCGCCAAUGAAAUGCUCAGCAUGGCCAUCGCGUAUGCCAUCGCCGACGAGCACUUCCUCGAUGAAACUAAGCCCAAGAUCGAGACGAUGCUGGAGGAGAUGAAGCACGCGCUGGCGCACCUGGUGGGGCGCGCGCGCUGGAUGGAUGACGACACGAAGCUGGCGACGUACCAGAAGAUCGCGCGCAUGCGCUCGCUGGUCGGGUUCCCGGAGUGGCUGCAGCGGCCGGGCGCGCUCGACAGGUACUACGCGGGCGUGCGGGCGGACGCGCGCGCGCACCUGUGGAACAUGAUCACCAUCAACCAGCGCAAGCUCCGGAAGAUGCUGGCGCGGUUCCGCGACGCCAACAACUUCACCUGGGCCACUGACCCCACGGAGGUCAACGCGUAUCACACCUUCCAGGAGAACACUAUAACGGUUCCCUUGGUGAUGCUACAGUAUCCGUUUUUUGACCUCGGCCUGGAUUCAUUGAACUACGGAUCUUUGGGGACCAUACUGGGUCACGAGAUCACCCAUGGAUUUGAUAACUAUGGUCGUCAGUUCGACCAGGCCGGCAACCUGGUCCCGUGGUGGAGCAACCAGACGGUGGCCGGGUUCCUCAACGCGACGCAGUGCUUCGUCGACCAGUACUCCCGCUACUACUUGCCGGAGAUCGACGAAUAUGUGGACGGGCAGCUGACGCUAGGUGAGAACCUGGCGGACAACGGUGGGCUGCGCGAGGCGCUGCGGGCGCUGCGCCGGCGCCUGCGCGCGCGACCCGAGCCGCGUUUGCCCGGCUUCGAGCACUUCACGCCGGAACAGCUCUUCUUCCUAUCUUAUGGGAACCUGUGGUGCGGCGUGUGGACGCGCGCGUCGCUGUGCGCCGAGCGGCUCGACGAGCACUCGCCGCAGCGGCUGCGCGCGCUGGGGGCGCUGCACAACAGCGCGGAGUUCGCGGCGGCCUGGCGCUGCGCCCCCGGCACGCCCAUGAACCCGCGCCCCCAACAACGCUGCAUCAUCUUCUGAACCUCCAUUCCUUCGAGACGUUACCGACCCAGUUAAACAGCCCCUAUACGCAUAUUUUUCAGAUAAAAUUAAUAUCUAACGCUGGGGCAAUUUGGCAAAGUGUAACUAAGUAUAUUAUCUAAAUACCUACAUAGCGUCAUAGAUGCUGCAACCCUCGGUCGUAACAAUUGAUACGGCGACAUUAUAUUAUUCGACUCCGUCCAUGAAGCGCGGAACUAUCAUGACGUGCGUGAUCUAAUACGAUAAUACUUACCAUUUAAGUAUACGAGUUGUGAAAUAUGGAAAUAAAGUUUUUACUUGCAUUCAACUUUA